AUGGAGAAAGAGAGAGUGAGUGAUGAGAUGUACCGUGAUGAGCCUUUAGGUUCCGAGUUGGCCGUGUUUGAAGGAGGCGAAGGGAGUGGUGUGGUGUUUGCACCUCUAAGAGGUAAUGACCAAGCUAGAACUCAACCGAGUAAGUGCUCUGGUUGUAAUGCAAAGAAACUGCAAUGCAGGAGAAAUGUUGAUGUUCUUGAGAAGGGAGAUCUGGUGAAUGAGAAGAAGCUUAAUAGACAGGAUAGAAUCGAAUUGGGACGUCUUUUCCAAGGUGCUAUUAGCACACAGGAAUGGGAGCUUUCCGAGAGACUGAUUCAGCUUGCUGAUCCACAAACUUUGAAUGAUUUGUUGUGUAUUAGUCUAGAUUCUGUUUGGUUCUUGAGAACGGAGCAUGAGUUACGGGGAAUCACGGGAUUGAUUGCAAAGAUCAUAUGUCAUGGUGCUCAUGACUAUACUAGAGCUACACUUAGGACUUCAUUUCUUGCUUCGUGUGUCUCAUCUUGCCGGAGCCGCACUGUGAGUCUUGCCGAUACUGUAACUGUAAUGGCUCAAAGGUUGCAAGAGCGUCUCCAAGAGUGUAGCGGAGAUGAGGUUCUAAAAGCAGAAGCUGGUGCCAAAGUUCAAAAGUUUACGGAAUGGGCCAUCAGAUGUAUAGGUUUCCACUCCCAGUGCCAGGGCCCCAGAGAUAAAGCUAACCGAGACUCAGCAGAGAUCCAACUCCAGCUUUCUGCUUUCAAGACGUUCUUAGAUCUUGCAGGAAACCAUCUAUCAGGAAAGGAUUUCACAGAAGCCUUUGAUGCAGCUUGCUUCCCGCUUACGCUGUUCUCCACCUCGUUUAAUCCUGGCUGGGCUUCUGGAAUCUCAGCUACGGUCAUACAUGGAUUGCUCGGUAUGCUAGUGGAAGGAGGCGCAGAUAACGUAAAUCAGUGCUUCCUUGAAGCUUCUCGUUUUGGGAGCACAGAACUUGUGCGCAUCUUGUUGCAGAUUGCUCAAAGGAAUAGCUUAGACGUGGAUGUGGACUUAGCCCUGGGUUUUGCGUCGCAUUAUAGUAAAAUCGAAACGAUGGAUUGCCUAGUGGAAGAAGGUAAUGCCAUUGCGUUUUUGGGUCCAUUGAUGAGAGCAGCAGAGAGAGGUUGCAUGCAAGUUGUUCAAUGGUUUGUGAAAAGAGGCUGUCGUGAAAUGGAGCUGUGCUUGGCUCUAACAGCCGCCACUUCAAGCAGCCAUGACGAGGUCGCUGCUUAUCUCCUUCCUCAUGUACCAAGACCUGUCCUCACUGCUCUCAGCAUCGAAAUCCUCAAAGCAGCCGGUGAAAGAAGUGGUGGUUCCUUCCACGGAGUAGAGUUUCUUCUUAAAUCAGAUUUCCUCGGUGAUCCGGUAGCCACUUAUUCAGCUGCAGAGACCAUUGCAAAGUCGGAAGACGAGUCUGUUCCUCCAGAACUGAAAUCGUUUCUCCAAGAACACUGGUCAGAAGCUGCAUUCAACCAAGGAUUGAAGGAAAGCCGCGAAAACUUCAUCAACUUCAUGAGGGUAUUGAAAAUCGGCGAGUCUGCAAUACGUUUAAACGAUCUCCCAGCACCAUUGAGGGUUGCAAUCGCUUACAUGCCGCUGUACAGAGAGUGUGUGAAGGUGGGUGGACGGUUGCUCUCACAAAAGCUAAGAGGACAGCUCAUGGAAGCUACGAAACAGCUUCAAGGCUUCGAUGUGGACACAGAAGACGUAAACAAAGGUCAUCAGCUCAUGGCCGUAUUGGAGCAUUACCUUCCUCUUUUCUUGGUCAAAGCUACUUCACAAUGA
Molecule: messenger RNA, 1794 nt
Organism: Arabis nemorensis
Lineage: Eukaryota; Viridiplantae; Streptophyta; Magnoliopsida; Brassicales; Brassicaceae
Source: the annotation of a GenBank genome assembly